CUGGGGACCCAUGGGCACGAGGGACCCACCGCCACAGGGCACCUGGUGCCGCACCCUUGCUUCCAGACCUGGGCCAGUGGCCUGACGCGUGAUAAAGCAAAAAUAAUCUGUUAAUGAGUAAGCCAGCAGACACUGCCCCCGGGCGCUCGGGAAAUAAGGUGCCCAGGGCCACUCUGAGGUCUGCCCCCUCCUGCUCACGCCUGUGUCCGGUGCUGGGACCUGAGCAGAGGCUGUCUGGACCUCAUCCCUCGUCCUCACCCUCACCCUCAUCCCUCAUCCUUGCAACAGCCCCUCGAGAUUGCUGUGGCCAUCACACCCACUUAACAGACGCUGGGUCAAGGAGUCAGCAGAGAACACUGAACUAGAAGAAGAACAAGCACGAAGACGUCAUGGCUUCGAUGUCUGCUCAUGAAAACCAAGAUCAAGGUCCCCAUUUCCCACCUCCAAGCAAGCGGCUCUGCCAUUUUCUCUUGUGAGCAUGCUCGUCACCCAGGGACUAGUCCACCAAGGUUACUUAGCAGCUAAUCCUAGAUUUGGAUCACUGCCUAAAGUUGCACUUGCUGGUAUCUUGGGAUUUGGCCUGGGAAAGGUGUCCUACAUAGGGGUGUGCCAGAGUAAAUUCCACUGCUUCGAAGAUCAACUCCGGGGAGCUGGGUUUGGCCCACAGCAUAACAGGCACUGCUUGCUCACCUGCGAGGACUGCAAAAUCAAGCGUGGAUUAAGUGAGAAGCCGGGUUCUCAGCCUUCAGCUUCCUAGACUCUGUGCCUGUGGCUUUUGAAGUUUUUUUAAACUUCUGAUUUGUACACAUUUAAACUUUUAAAUGUACUCUAAAAUAAAAUAACUCCCAGCGGAACAAAAACACGGUGAUUC
This is a messenger RNA of Microcebus murinus (gray mouse lemur), 871 nucleotides long. NCBI's taxonomy places the organism in Eukaryota, Metazoa, Chordata, Mammalia, Primates, Cheirogaleidae. The record is from RefSeq and is a predicted model, not a curated record.